AUGUCUUCCACUAUUAGCGAUCCACAAGAGACCCUGUCUUUUCUAUGUACACUGGACCCAGUUUCUCUAUCCUGCUUUGAAAAUUCUGAUUUCGACAUUAUCGGUAACGGUCGUCUCUUGGUUUUGGUGACUUCUCCGGACAACCCCAGUCAGGCUAUUGUUCUACGAUUCUUCGAUGAUGAUGAUCAAGAGUGCGCAUUCUCCGUACUCGAACCUCAAACAAAAAUCUGGCUUCAGCAACAGGAUUUACUUAUGGUACCCCGUCAUGAAGGAGGGUUCUGGAGGUUUGAUUUCAGUGCUUCAGACCAAGAGACCUUCUGUACAUUUCAGGAUAUGUUAACUCUUUUCUUAAGAUAUCAGAACCGACACAACAUACGAAAUGCGUUGGUAAUGAUCGAUGCUGAAUCUUGUAAGCUUACGCAAGUGAUUGCCAAAGAUAUAUAUCUUCAAGGACCUCGUCCCGAGGAUAGUCAGGCAAUAAUCGACGAAAAGAUGAUUGAUAAGAAGUUACCCAUGGUUGUACAACGUAUGGACGAAAUACAGACAAUUGGGAUCGAUCCCUUAAGCAAGGCCAGGGUACGCACUAUGUAUCGAACCGGAGAUGCUCUAGUUACCGGAUCAAACUGGCUCGCUAGUGCUCUUAUCUAUGCUGGUAAAACAGUCGCACGGGAGAUUGAAAGCCGAACGACACAGAUUGAAACCACAGCUGAACCUUCAAAUACUGCAUUAAAUAUGGGUGAUAAUGAGCGUUAUUGUCUUGAUGUGAUUCAUCAAGGCACUGGCAUAGUACAAAAGGCUACCGCUAGUUGGCUUAGUAGUGCAUUUUCUGCUACCAUCUCUGGAAUAAGUAAUAUGUACACAGAUGAAUCUCUAGCAUCAUCAGACCCUGUUCAAAGCGCUUCACGACACUUGGGAAUUUCUACACUACAUGCAGCUACAGCUAUUGCCAGCGGUGCAGCUAUUGCAGCAGGCACUAUUCUCGCAUCAUCGGGAAAGGGAGUCGUUCAAGUUAUUAAGAAAAAAUAUGUACUGCCCCGAGGAAAGCCUUCCGUCCGUGAAAUUCCUCGAGCCCCACACCAAGAUGUACUUGUCUAUUUUGACGGAAAUGGAAUGUCACGACAGGUGGUUGUGCAAGAUGAUCCUGACAAUUUUUCGUGGGAUCAGCUAAAUUCAGAUGAACGUUCAGAAAAUGAAUAUGACUGGUCUCGUCAAGAAGAAAUGUCUCAGGAGACAGGAGAUACAGUUGAAUUGUGGUUAGAUUCAUGGCCAUUACCACCAGCUAAUGAAUCAGAAACAUCCUAUGAAGAUGUGUCAUGUGUGGAAAGGGAUGACACUGAAAACAAUCCUCUUGUCAAAGGAAACGUGUGUGUAUAUGUAUAA
Molecule: messenger RNA, 1380 nt
Organism: Phycomyces blakesleeanus NRRL 1555(-)
Lineage: Eukaryota; Fungi; Mucoromycota; Mucoromycetes; Mucorales; Phycomycetaceae
Exons: 5
Coding region: 1-1380 (459 amino acids)
Source: RefSeq, a predicted model, not a curated record